This is a messenger RNA of Ambispora leptoticha, 4233 nucleotides long. The record is from the annotation of a GenBank genome assembly. NCBI's taxonomy places the organism in Eukaryota, Fungi, Glomeromycota, Glomeromycetes, Archaeosporales, Ambisporaceae.
AUGGUGGCUGCUAAAAGCUCCAGUUCAAAGUCUACCAGUAAUAGCUCUGUGAGUAAUAAAGACGGUGUGGUGGUCAAUGAUCUUACCCACCUGAUUACCAGAUCGCCACCUUCUCCUAAAGGGCGAGGCAGAGGUCGUAAUAAGUUGAAGAUGCCACGCUCCUCGAAAAAUAAUCGUCGUUCAUACAAAUCUAAUAACAAUAAGAGUAAAGAGACGGGCAAAAUGUCGUCUUCUGGUCGUAUUUCGGACGAAACGCUAAUUAGGUUGGACGUAGAAGCAGUUCCGCCAGAAUACGAAGAGAAGCCACGUGAAGAGCGUCCAUAUACAGAUUUUUUUCCUGAUUUGGACCUUCAAGAGCCUCUAAACUUGGACAUUUUGCCUGCAAAAGAAGAUAUGCCUACAAGUAACGUAAAUGGCACAGACACCUCAGAAUCUAUGCACAUAGAUGAUUUGUCCGUUGAUGAAAAUAAAACUUCGGAUCAAAAAAAUGACUUAGAUCUACAAGAAUCUAUGAACGGAGAUGAUUCGCUAGUGAAAGAAGAUAUAUUACCAGUUAAGAAAAGUAAUAUGGACCCUAAAGAACCUAUGAACAUCGAUGAUUUGCCUUUAAAAGAUGUUAAUUCUCCGGAAUUAAAAAGUCAAUAUGCAUCUACAGUAACAGAGAACAAUUCUGAAUCUUUGGUUUGUCAAGUAGAGAAAGUAUCCAAUAAACUCGUUGAAAUACAGGACUUCAAUGAAUCCGUGUUGACUAAAGAAGCACAGCAAGUUAAUCAGGUCUUGUUUAUUAAAGAAUCACAAGAACCAAAUGAACUUGCAUCAUCUCAAGAAUCGAACGAAAUUACCACUUCUCGAGAAACUAUUAUGAAAGCCGGUGAACUCAUAACCACUAAAGAAACACAAAAAAUUAUCAAUAAAGAAUCCGAAAUAUUAAUAAUCGAAAAAAAUCUAAAUAAUUCAGAAACAGCAAAAAAAACUUUUGAACAAAAUAACAUUUUAAUGGAAAUCGAUGAAAGAGAAACGAAUUCAGAUAUGAAAGCAAUAAGGCUGGAUGAAUUAAUUGAUAAUCUAACUCUCGUUGAAAGUAGUUCGUCCAAUAUCUCAACGGAGAAAAAAGCUCCAAUAUUGAACAGUGAUAACCUUUCGGAAAGUUCUUCAUCCACUCUUAUAACCACCGAAAAAAAAGUUCACAUUGAAAGCACUUUUACUAACACCACGAAAAUUAUUGAACAGAAGCGUCUUGCUAAUGGUCAUACAGAUGAAAGCAAAAGUAAAGUUGCCUUAAAGUCUACGGAAAAAAAAUUAUUGAUCGAUUAUAAAGUUGAGAAUUCGGUAUCCCUUAAAAAGUCUGAGAAAAAACUUCCCGUACCUUCUUUUCGUCGGGUCGACGUCACCAUUGUUGAACAAGGACAAGAUUCUUUUGAUCGACCCGAAGGACAUUAUCUACGAUAUUUAGAACCCACCGAAAUGGAACUUGCCGAUCGAGUUGAGUAUGAUAUGGAUGAGCAAGAUUUAAUAUGGCUUAAUAUGCUAAAUAGUGAGCGGAAGAAAGAGGAGCUUGGUGAAGUAUCUCCGGAAGAGUUCGAAGCAAUAAUGGACAGAUUAGAAAAAGAGUGGUUCGACUUGACAAAAAAUAUCCCUAAAGCACAAUCCGACAGGGAUAACUUGCAGCCAGAAGAUUCGGCUUGUGCCAUUUGUGACGAUGCCGAGUGCGAGAAUAGCAAUGCAAUUGUAUUUUGUGAUGGAUGUAAUUUAGCGGUUCAUCAAGAUUGCUAUGGGAUCCCAUAUAUUCCAGAAGGACAAUGGUUAUGCAGAAAAUGCAUGAUAUCUCCUGAAAAUCCAGUAUCAUGUAUAUUCUGUCCGAAUGAAGGUGGAGCUUUCAAACAAACAACUACCAAUCAUUGGGCCCAUUUAUUAUGCGGUAUUUGGAUUCCUGAAGUGACAAUAUCUAAUGCCGUAUACAUGGAACCAAUCGACAAUAUUAACAGAAUUCCGCGUAGCCGUUGGCGAUUGAUGUGUUAUAUUUGUCGCCAAAAGAUGGGUGCAUGUAUUCAAUGCGAGAACAAACACUGUUUUACUGCCUUUCAUCCUACCUGUGCACGAAAAGCCAAAUUAUGCAUGAAAAUGAAGUCUGUCAGUUCAUACUAUGAUAAUUCAUUAAAAGCAUAUUGUGACAAGCAUACUCCGCGCGAGUAUAAAGAUGCGGUAGAUGUUUCGACAACCGUUGCUGCCGCACAAGCUGCCUUUGUAGCAAAAGCACCAGCAAUAAAAAAGCGAAAAUUAUACAAACAAUACGAUUCCGAUGACUCGGACGAAUUCAUUCCCGAUGAAGAAAAAGAAGAAUCAGAAAUCGAUCUCGAAGACGAGGAUGAAUUUUACGAAGUGAACAAUGGUGUAAAUAAGCGAAAAAGAGGACAAUAUUCUUCUUCUGAAAGCAGUCAAAAUCGUCAAGAGGCUGAAGAGGAUCACAUUAAAACAGAACAUAGCGUGGAACAGGGAAAUAAUAAGGCUGCUCGCGCGUAUAAUCAUUCUUAUUCUGCAAGUGCACCGAUAGCGCCAGCCAUUAUAAUGCAAAAAUUGUUACCAGUUCUUCAAAAGUCGAAAAAUUUUUUGCGAAAGAAAGGAGAUUUAGUGGCAACUAUCUGCAAGUAUUGGUCGUUAAAACGUGAAUCUCGUCGUGGCGCUCCCCUGUUAAAGAGACUACAUCUUGAGGCAAGCAAAUUUUUCUUUUCAUCUGUGCUCAAACAAACCGAAGCUGAAAAAGCUAUAAGAUUUGAGAUAAUGCGUGUUUUACGUAAAGAUAUUGAAAAAGUACGAAUGUUAGCGGAUUCUGUUCAAAGACGCGAAAAAGGAAAAUUGAGAAGAUAUAGAAUGAUACGAACUAUGCUCGAGACAAUUUUGUAUCCAUUGACGAGGAUACUUCGAGAAGCUUUGGAAGAUAUUCAAUUAUUAGAUAAACAGGAACUAUUUGCUAAGCCAGUGUCUGCGGAAGAAGUGCCUGAUUACUACUUGCAUAUCAAAAAUCCAAUGGACUUUAGUACAAUACGUAAGAAAAUCGAUACCUACGUAUACGAUGAUAUUGCUUCAUUUAAGGAGGAUCUAGAAUUGAUCUUUCGUAAUGCAAUGACCUAUAAUACAAAUCACACGACCUAUUUUAGGACCGCGCGAAGGAUGCAAACUCAAUGCCAGGAAAUUCUCGUGAGAGCAGAAAAAGAAUAUGCUGAGUUGCCGGUCAAUCCAGAAACAAAAAUGCUCGAUAUCGAAUUAAAUCCCGAAAUUUUUACUUUUAAUAUGGAUCCCUUGGUAUUACCAAAUCGUGACACAGAAGUAAUUGAUGAAAAAUCAGAUUCGGAAGCAGAUGAUGAUAAGAUAGUGGUGCCAAUGGACGUGGAGACAGUUGCCCCUCGUAGAACACGAUCAAGUGUAGCCAAGGAAAAGGUGGAGGAAACACCAAAACGAAAACAGACAGCAGAUCCUGAUAAGGAAAAAGAGGAAAAAAAACUGCCCAAAGGCUGGGUUUAUGUAAGUGAAGACGAAGAUGAUGAGGAGCCAAUUGAUGAUACUGAAGAAACCCAAGAGGAUACCGGAAAAGUUACAAGGAACAUAACUAUUGUUAAUAGUUCUACAACUACUAAGUCUGCAACAAAUGUUUCAACUCGAACAAGGUCACGUAGCGUGAGUGAAAAUUCUGUCGUUGGAGAGUCCUCCACUUCAAUAUUUCCUCAACCUGAAGAAACCGAGUUGGAGGAAGAUCAGGAUGUGCCCAGGACUGACAACGAUAUGACCGGCCCUACUACUGAAAGUGUUAACGAUGAAGAGGUUUCCGAAAUCGCACAUGGGAGUGUAGUUUGGGCAAAAAUGCAAGGUUUCCCUUGGUAUCCAGCUGAGGUUGAAGACCCAAGCAGCUCAUAUAUCACACCCGAAAUUAUGGCUGAUCGAAAGGAAGGCGAUACAUAUCUCGUUCAUUUUUUUGACGAAAAAUAUGGAAAAAAGGGCGGUCAUGGACGUACUUGGAAAUGGGUCCCGGCAUCUAAAGUUCUCCUGCUUGGAAACGACGAAGAAACCGAUAUGGCGAAAUUGAAAGAUAAAGCAAUGACGCCAACUAUGAAGAAAGAAAUCCCAUUGGCGUAUGCUGCCGCGUGUUCUACGAAGGGUCUUUCAUCGUCUAUUUUGCAUAAGCUUGGAAAAAAUGUCAAGCUUGCGAAAUCAUCCAAAGUCAAAGGAAAAAAAUAUUGA